AUUUUGUUCUCAUGUGCUGCCAGCACUGCCAAUAACUACAUUAUUCGUUGUUUUUGAGCAAGUCAGUGCACACCUAGUCCAGACCGAAGGAACGGAAUCGAGAAAGUCCUGCGCUGCUCGACCCCGUGCCCCAUUUCAUUUUCUCAGACUAGACCAAGUACCAGGAAGGAAAAGGAUCAAACAUGAGUUCUGACGCUAAUUCGGGCCAGGACAGCCCGCAACAGGAGCAACAACGACCUGCUGGAAAUCCCUUGAACUGGAACGGAUUCGUCGAGCACAUCAAAUCCCACAAGCUUGAUUUUGCUUUAUGGUGCACACGAGUUGGCACCAUUUUCUUCACGUUGAUGUAUUUCAUUCCGCUCACUGGGAACGCGUACAACUCUUAUUACAAAGCUCUAAUGGCGAAUGCAGCCACAAGUGCCCUGCGUCUGCACCUCCGACUACCGCAAGUGCAGCUCUCGCAGCAGUUUUUCGCGCAGCUCAUCGCUGAGGACAGCUGCCACUACCUCUUUUUCUCGCUCAUCUUCCUCUACGUCUCGCCUGUGGCCCUUGUGCUGCUGCCUGUCUUUUUGUUCGCACUUCUGCAUUCUGCUAGCUACUCGCUGACUCUUCUUGAUCAACUUGGUCAGAACUCGUGGUGGGGCGCUAGGAUGCUUAUUUCUUUGGUUGAGUUCCAGUCGGUUAACAUCUUGCGAAUGGUGGCUUUCACCGAAAUUUUCCUCAUGCCAUUCGUUAUCAUCAUGAUUUUCUUGGGAAAGGCUGGACUUCUAACUCCCCUCAUCUACUACAACUUCCUCACGCUCCGUUACGCAUCAAGACGCAAUCCAUACACAAGAAACAUGUUCCACGAAAUCAGAGUGCACCUGGAAGCCACUGCCAACAAGCCCAGCUUCCCAGCAUUCCUCAAGGGCCCGGUGCAAAACGGUAUCGCCUUGGUCAGCCGAUUGGCCCCCAGAAUGAUGGAAGCUCAGGCCCAAAACUAACGUAUCCACAAGACUCUCCACUACUUGUAAAUGCACAUUCCACUUUUUACAGUCCACAUCAGAACAGAACCCGUCGUAAGGGAGUAUUUUCAAUGUUUUGGACGUGUCCGUACAAAAUUAAGUGUUUUGCCGAUUUGGUAGAACUUGUUGCUAUUUAUUUAUUUCCUGCGAUUUAACGUGCGUGCUUUUAAUCAAGUUCAGUUGUUGGUACUUUUGCUUGUUUUAUAACAUCUGGUCAAACUUUUGAGCAGUCCUCAGUCUAUUAUUUGAAUUAAGAAGCUUUUAAAUCGACCACAAGACUUUAACAGCUAGCUGCAGCCGUCUUUCAAAUUUUGGAGCCUUUAAAUAUUUCGGCUGACACACCUCUGCCUUAAUACUCCUGCAGGGAUGGAUACUGACUCAAAAAACUAAGCAUUGUUGGAUUGUCAUCACAGAAAAUUUAAGUUCCCAUCAUGUUUUCGAUAGAAUAGAUCAACUGUUGUUCUCUUGAUUGUGUACUGCAUCAAAAUGUUGUUUGUCCAAUUGUAUUCUUUUGUAUUAAUAAAAUUGACCAAAAUACAAAUA
Molecule: messenger RNA, 1547 nt
Organism: Cloeon dipterum
Lineage: Eukaryota; Metazoa; Arthropoda; Insecta; Ephemeroptera; Baetidae
Gene: Kr-h2
Product: Krueppel homolog 2
Exons: 6
Coding region: 183-983 (266 amino acids)
Biological process (GO): membrane organization; endoplasmic reticulum tubular network organization
Cellular component (GO): endoplasmic reticulum; membrane
Source: RefSeq, a predicted model, not a curated record